AUGAGCAAAAAGAAUGAAGGAGUGGACAUCAAAGUUGUCAUGCUUGGUGACAGUGGUGUAGGAAAGGUAGGGAUUAAUAGUAAAUACAAUAACACUGUAGUAGACCAGUUUGCUGGUCAGGAAAGAUAUGAUUCUUUGAGCUCUUUCUACUGCCGUCACACAAAUGUAGCACUUGUUUGUUAUAGUGUGAUUGAGGAAGGAACCUUUCAAAAUGUUUCUAAAUGGGUGCAUAAAUUGGAAACGAGUGCUCCAGCAGAGGAUUGUUUCAUUAUACUAGUUGGUACUAAAUCUGAUCUUGGAAAAUCUGUAAUAUCUGAAAGACAAGUAGAGGAAUUCACGUCAUCACAUAGAGUUGUAUUCAAACAUUUUGUAACAAGUUCAAAGGAUGGAGUGAAUAUUGAUGUUAUUUUUGACACUAUUGUAGAAGAAUUUGAAAAAAGAAAGGCUAAAAACUCUGAAAUUAAACCAAGUAAUGUUGGACUAGUACCAAUAUCUCAACUUCAAAAUCCUUCAAAUAACACCUCUCCUACAAGUGGGAAGAAAGGGUGUUGUGGAUAA
Naegleria gruberi is the source of this 558-nucleotide messenger RNA. RefSeq names its product rab family small GTPase. The record is from RefSeq and is a predicted model, not a curated record. Gene Ontology annotation, molecular function: GTP binding; GTPase activity. Bases 1 to 558 code for a protein of 185 amino acids. Gene Ontology annotation, cellular component: endosome; Golgi apparatus. The transcript is spliced from 6 exons. Lineage: Eukaryota; Heterolobosea; Eutetramitea; Acrasida; Naegleriidae.